Podarcis raffonei (Aeolian wall lizard) is the source of this 1632-nucleotide messenger RNA. It is a transcript of the gene IGFBP3, whose product is annotated as insulin like growth factor binding protein 3. Gene Ontology annotation, biological process: regulation of insulin-like growth factor receptor signaling pathway. The record is from RefSeq and is a predicted model, not a curated record. The transcript is spliced from 4 exons. Gene Ontology annotation, molecular function: insulin-like growth factor II binding; fibronectin binding; insulin-like growth factor I binding. The coding region runs from base 30 to 899 and encodes 289 amino acids. NCBI's taxonomy places the organism in Eukaryota, Metazoa, Chordata, Lepidosauria, Squamata, Lacertidae. Gene Ontology annotation, cellular component: extracellular region.
CGCCGGGUCCCGCGGUCCGUGGGACGGCGAUGGUGCGCCGCCUGUGCGCGCUGCUGUGGGCGCCGCUGUGGGCUCUGGCGGCGGCGUCGGGGGCUCCUCCGGGCCCGGUGGUGCGCUGCGAGCCGUGCGACUCCCGGGCGCGGGCGCAGUGCCAGGCGCCGACGGCCCCGUGCGCCGAGUUGGUGCCCGAGCCGGGCUGCGGCUGCUGCCAGACGUGCGCGCUGCCCGAGGGCCGCCCGUGCGGCGUCUACACGGAGCUGUGCGGCGCCGGGCUGCGCUGCCGGCCGCGCCGGGGCGAGCAGAAGCCGCUCCACGCGCUGCUCGACGGCAAGGGGCUCUGCACCAACGUCAGCGGCGCCCCCCAGGAGCCCGCGCCCGGAGCAGGCGGCGGCGAAGUGCGAGCCUUGCUGCUGCGAGGGACCCGCGGGCCAGGGAAUGCCAGCAAUUCGGAAGAAGACCAGAACAUCAGCAGCACAGAGAAUCAGUCUGUCUCCAACACACAGAGACUGUUGGAACCCAAGUCACAUGCUCACCACACCAAAAUAGAUGUCAUUAGGAAAGAGCACGCCAAAAAUACCCAACGCUACAAAUACGAUUCACAAAGCACAGACACACUGAAUUUCUCUUCUGAGUCCAAGCAGGAGACUGAAUAUGGUCCUUGUCGCAGAGAAAUGGAAGACACAUUAAACAACCUAAAGAUUCUGAAUGUCUUAAGCCCGAGAGGAUUGCAUAUUCCGAAUUGUGACAAGAAGGGAUUCUACAAGAAAAAACAGUGUCGUCCAUCCAGAGGCCGAAAAAGAGGAUACUGCUGGUGUGUGGAUAAAUAUGGGCAGCGACUCCCUGGAUAUGAUGGGAAGGGGAAGGGAGAUGUCCAUUGCUACAAUCUAGAAAGCAAAUGAGGGAUAUCCACCACCUUCUGUGGAAUCUGCGUGUGGCAUUUUAACUAUCAGAAGCCUUGGAAUGACUGGGCUGCAGCAUAGACUGCGCUAGACUUGGGAGCUCAGAGUUUUGUCCCUUCUUAUACUGCAGGGAGUCGGUCUCUGUGGUCUCUGCAGCUGCAACCUGCCACUGACACACUUCUGGCUUUUCAUCUUGCCACACAAGGAGUUCUGAAAUCCCAACUAAAUCUGCACUAUGGAUACCCAGAAAAAAUUUAAAGGGCUAAAAGGCACUUCAGAAUGGAUUCAGGGAGUCUCCACUGACUUUGUGUUUUUUGUGUUUUUUUUAAUUAACAGCCUGUGACCAAUUUGAUCCCGAAAGAUAACUCUCCUUCUGUGUUGAAGAAUUUAUAGACUGUAAGCUUUGUAAAGAUAUUAAACAUACUGGAUAAGACCCAAUCCAAGCUAAGCACUUUUUAAGUUGCCUGGAUUUCAGUUGGGGAGUUAGGCAUGAGCUCAUUUUUAUUCCAGUGAAAUUACUUAUAAGUAAUAUAGUGUGGAGUGGAUCACACCCAAGGUUUCAAAGUAAAAGCAUUUUUAUUUUGUCUUUAUACAGGUCUGAUGAGAAACUUUUAUCUUCACGGGUAAAAUAUUUUAUUAAAAAGAAAGCUCAAAGAACUUUUUUUUAAAGAAACAUGUUUCUACUUGGCUAUUUUUUCUGUAUAUUUUCUGUAAAAUAUACUGUAUUAUGAAU